This is a messenger RNA of Cornus florida, 1696 nucleotides long. Its product is annotated as 26S proteasome non-ATPase regulatory subunit 6 homolog. Gene Ontology annotation, biological process: proteasome-mediated ubiquitin-dependent protein catabolic process. The record is from RefSeq and is a predicted model, not a curated record. NCBI's taxonomy places the organism in Eukaryota, Viridiplantae, Streptophyta, Magnoliopsida, Cornales, Cornaceae. Gene Ontology annotation, molecular function: protein binding. The coding region runs from base 109 to 1269 and encodes 386 amino acids. The transcript is spliced from 9 exons.
CCUCCCAUUGUGUGCAAAAUCAAUCUGCCCCGACUCAGUUUCUCUCUCCACAAGCAAAGUCCCAAGUGAACAGAGCGAACCCACAAAUCUGUAUCAGGGAGAAAAUCCAUGGAAGGUGAAGAAGGUACACAGCAUCCUCAGCUGGUUCUCGGUAACAAACUAUUCCUUCUCACCCACCCAGAUGUCCAAGACAUUGAGAAGGUCCGCCUCCGCGAAGAGGUCUUCGCCGCCGUCAAAGCCGACGAUAUGGCUCCGCUCUAUGAAACCCUAGCCGCUAACUCUGUGUUGGAUAUGGAUCAGUCUGUUUUGGAUUCGAUGCGUUCCAAGAUUAAGGACGAGCUCAAGAAGCUCGACGAAAAAAUUGCUGAUGCUGAAGAAAACCUUGGCGAAAGUGAAGUUCGAGAAGCUCAUUUAGCUAAAUCCUUGUUUUACAUUCGAAUUGGUGACAAGGAUAAGGCAUUAGAACAACUCAAGGUAACUGAAAGCAAAACUGUUGCAGUUGGGCAGAAGAUGGACUUGGUCUUCCAUACACUGCUGCUUGGUUUUUUCUAUAUGGAUUUUGAUCUCAUUUCUAAAAGCAUUGAUAAAGCGAAGAACUUGUUUGAAGAGGGAGGUGACUGGGAAAGGAAGAACCGUCUAAAGGUGUAUGAAGGCUUGUACUGCAUGUCCAUUCGUAACUUUAAAAAAGCCGCAGAUCUUUUUCUGGAUUCCAUCUCAACAUUCACUACUUAUGAACUUUUCCCUUAUGACACCUUCAUUUUUUACACCGUCCUUACAAGCAUUAUAUCAUUGGAUAGAGUUUCUCUGAAACAAAAGGUAGUUGAUGCUCCUGAAAUCUUGACAGUGAUUGGAAAGAUCCCUUUUCUGUCUGACUUUAUGAACUCUCUAUAUGAUUGUCAGUACAAAUCUUUUUUCUCAGCGUUUGCUGGCCUGACUGAGAAUGUAAAGUUGGACCGCUAUUUGCACCCACACUUCCGGUAUUACAUGAGGGAGGUUAGAACCGUUGUGUAUUCCCAGUUCUUGGAGUCGUACAAGAGUGUUACAAUUGAAGCGAUGGCAAAGGCGUUUGGUGUAUCAGUGGAUUUCAUUGAUUUGGAACUGUCUCGAUUUAUUGCAGCAGGGAAGCUUCAUUGCAAAAUUGAUAAAGUUGCAGGUGUUUUGGAAACUAAUCGUCCUGAUGCAAAGAAUGCUCUUUAUCAAGCAACUAUCAAACAAGGGGACUUCUUAUUAAACCGGAUUCAGAAGCUGUCUCGCGUGAUCGAUCUAUGAAGUAGCAGCAGGACUGUUACCUCACCGCCACUCAAGCUUGUUCUUAUUUGGAGACACUGCGGAGAGCUUAAAUUGGAGACAUUAUGGAGAGUGUUGCCAACUAGCUGUCGAGUAUUUAACAGACUUCUGCAAAAGCGUUGAACAAUGGAAAUCUUUUGCUUUGUCAAUUUAAUUUUCGUUUGGAAGGUGACUUGCCUAAACAAAAAAAAUGUCUCUAGGGAUUUGAUUGUUUCAUGCUCUGAAUGUUGGAAGUCUCAAUCUCCACAAGUUUCUUUUCGUUGAGAAUUUUCCCAGAAAAUGUGGGUUCGGAAUUAAUGGAAUCUUUUGCUGAAUCCAGCCAGAGACGUGAUGAGUGUGUGGUUCAGCCACAUGCUUUCAAUCCGUACUCUGUUUGCCAUUUAUUAGAGGAAGAAUCAUUUUCCUUGGA